Messenger RNA from Calliphora vicina (urban bluebottle blowfly), 4586 nucleotides. It is a transcript of the gene Gcna, whose product is annotated as Germ cell nuclear acidic peptidase. The record is from RefSeq and is a predicted model, not a curated record. The transcript has 6 exons. Gene Ontology annotation, cellular component: nucleus. The coding region runs from base 44 to 4324 and encodes 1426 amino acids. NCBI's taxonomy places the organism in Eukaryota, Metazoa, Arthropoda, Insecta, Diptera, Calliphoridae.
CUUAAAUUUAAAAUCGUUUUGAUGAAAUUUGUUUACCGAUAAAAUGGAUCCCAUACCAAGUUAUAAUUUAUUACAAGCUAUAGAUCCGACAAAAAUUAAACUGCCCAUUAGUGAUCGCUUUGCUAAAUUAACAUUGUCUUCCAAUAAAAAGAAACAACAGCAGCUAGCUGAAACUGAACAGCAGAGGCAACAGGAAAAACGCGAUAGUGUCAGCAGAGAUAUAUCAAAACAAUUUGAAGAGGAACAACAAUCAGGACAAAAUCCUUUAUUACGUAGUGAAUCUUCUAAGGAAACUGGUGGCCAUGAUUCAGUUAGUGCAGAUGAGGAGGAGUUAACCAUGGAUGCUUUGCAAGUGUCUCUAGAUUAUGAUAAUCCCACACAACUGCAGGAAGAUGUAGAAUUGUUAUCACAACAAAUUGCUUCAAUGGCUGUGCAAUCUAGACCGAUUUCUUUGUCAUCCGGUUCCACGUGCAAUUUAAGUGAACACUCUCAGUUGGUGUCCACUGAAAGUCAACGUUCUAGCAUUAGUUUGGAAAAUAAUAUACACAUUGUACACAAUAUUCCCAUAAAUGUUAAAGAAGCUGUUGAUCAAGAAACCGUAGCAAUUAAUUUAAACUCCUCAAAUAAUAAUGAAUUGGAAAAAGGCUAUGAAAUGACUGAUGAUGAGGAGGAGGAAGAGGAAGAUGAAGCAAUUACCAUAUCAGAUACUUCUGAAAGCCACCAUGAGCAGGAACCAGAUGUAAUGGCCACUUCCAGCUUACCCUCAACUACUUUAACAUCUGAAAAUCUUAGACUUCCCAGCCUUACUGAUAAUAAAGCUGAACGUGUGGCGGCCUUUCUAAGAGAUGUUUCUGUAGAGAGACGUGUUAUGCUGGAACAGGGUCACAUAGACUUUAACGAUACUAUAGAUCAGAUGAUAAGCAAUAAACAAAUUGACAAAAUACAAGAAACACUAGCAAAAUCUCAUCAAAUUGCAUCUGCGGACACAGAAUCAAUGACGCCUGAUGUAGAUGAAGAAGUUACACCUAAAUCUCAGCUAGAAAGAGAAAAACGUCUUAAAGCUUUAGAAAAAUCAUUGGAAAAUGAGCAAUAUAUUGACAAUAAUUCUGAAAUUUUAACCGAAUCUGAAGAACAAAUAUCUCCCAAUAGCAAUGACAAAAUAAAAAAUGUGCACAGACUGGCAAAUGACGAAACUCAAGACAAUACCGUAAUGUCGGUCCCUGAUGUGGAAAAAACUCCCAAAGUUCUUUCUAACCUUCACAGGAGUCCUAAAAUUAACCACGAUAAUGAAAAUAAUGUGUACAGAAUUGCCAAUGAUGAAACGCAAUGUAAUACUGAAUUUUCUCUGACCGAGGAUGUAAAUGAAAGAACCCCCAAAAUUAAUUCUAACCUUAAAAAUAAAACUCCUCUAAAUAAAGAAAAUUCUCGUAGAUUGGCCAAUUUGGAAACAGAAGAAAAUACACAGCUGCCUACUACAGAAAAUAAAGAUACAGAUCCUCAUAGGCUAGUUAAUGAUGAUACUAUGGCAAAUUCUUUAAUCAGUAAUUUUAACGAUAUGCAACAAUCCAUAGUCUAUAAUAACACUCGAGAUUAUAAAACACCUGAAAAAAGAGGAGAUUACAAAAAUAUUUCCUCUAUAUCUUUACACUCGACGCCACAAAGUUUGAACGAUUCUGGCCAUAAACAAGAUUCACUUAUUAUAAACUCUUCAUCCGAAAGUAAUGAUGCUAAUGCUAGUGCGCCAGAACAUUCCAUAACCAUUUCAGAAACUGAUGAUGAAAGUUUUAAAGAAAAAUCUCCUGCUAAAGGUGAUAAUUCCGAUAACAAGAAGCUUUCCAAUAGUUUUCACCGGGAAGAGUCCAGCGAUGAUGAUUCUGAGUAUGAUGAACAAAUUUCUCAAAUACAAAUGUCUAUGGCAAAGAUUAAUAUAUCGGCUAAAAUCAAUAUUAAAAUACAUAUACCCAACACCACUUCCACAGAAACUAGUGAAGAUGAUGAACAAAGUUAUGAGAAGAAAAGAAAAAGUCAACAACAAAAUGUAGAAUGGAAAGAUCAUGAUGAUGAUCACAGUAGUGAAUCUAAUGAUCAAAGUAGGGAUUCCAGUAUCGCUGAGAAGACAUGUAAACAAAUGCAAUUAAAACCUCUAGCUGCUGAACAACAAGCGUUCGAUGAUGAUCAGAGUAGUGAUUCUAAUAAUCAAAGUAGAGAUUCCUGUAUCGCUGAGAAGCCAUGUAAACAAAUGCAAUUAAAAGCUCAAGCUCCUCCUCUUGUGGAUGGAAUAGAAAAUUCUCCAAACAAAUCCUCUGAUUCUGUGGAAAUUGUCGAAGAUGAAAACUUUCUAAAGCAAGCUCAUAAAAUUCUUACUCAAGUAUAUGGCGAGUCGUGGCAGACACCCGAUGUUAUGCGCUGUAACCCAAGCAGCGAUAAAAAUUGUAGUAAUUCCAAAACGUCUUCGCUAAGGAAGAAUGAGAUUAGGAAAUCCAAGGAAAAGAAGUCUAACCAUAAAGUAAUGGUGGAAGAAAGUAUUUUGGAUGAUUUUUCAUUAUUUCGCCGAAAUAUUGUCAAAACAAAUUUGGAUUCCACACGGCUUGCCACACCGAAAACAGCCAAACAAAACAAAGAAGUCUCUACAGAACCGAGGAAUUUUAAAAAACCCUUUAAAAAAAAUGAAAAGGCGGAUACAAAAUUCAUGCCACAAACCGAAAGAAAAGCAAUUCGUACACCCGUGGCUAAAGUUGUCGUCAAUAAGGGUCGUGUCACUGACGGUAGAUGGCGUCAGUUAAUUGAUAAUGAUUCGAAUUCUGAAAGUAAUAAUGCUUCGGACGACGAUGAUGCCGAUGAAUCAUGGAGUAAAAAUGCUUCAGAAAUAGAGCUGGACAAUUCGGAUUCAGAUUUUGAAAAUUCGCCAAAACCCAAAGCUAGAAAUAGAAAGACUAAUACCACCAAACGGCAAGGACGCAGCGAUAAAUCUGAUAUAUUAACGAAAAAACUAAAUAAAUCCAAAGAGGGUGAAAUAGUUUAUUUGGAUUUGUCUAAGGAAGAAGUUGAAGUACAGGAUGAUGUGCCCGAAAGUCCACCAGCAAAUCAUGAUGUUACCUUUGCCUCACGUUUACAGGAUAUUUUAAAGACUUGCCGACAUGAAGACAAGGCCAAAUUGCCCUCGUCUAACAAGAAAACCAAAAGAAAACUAUUUACGCCCAAUUUUGGAGAUGAUGAUGAAAUUGAUUUGCCUGUAGAAGAUGCUGCAACAAAGUAUAAAGAAAAUACCCCUAAAACAAUUAAUAGAAAUAUAGAGGAGGGUGAGAUCUUAGAUGAUAAGGGCUUUUGUCCGUUUGAUAGUCGAGGUCGGCCAAAGGCUUUAGAUUUGGUUAACAAACAAUUGGAAUCGGUUAAAACGGGUAAACCCAUUUUUCAAUUGACCCCCUCGCCUAAAAAGAAAGGAUCAACUAAGAAAACUGAUAAGAACGCCAACACGCAAGGUGGCGUUACACCCAAAACAAAAACAGAUAAUGAGGCUAAAUUUAAAACUCCAUUAACAGUGAAAUCUAAAGGGCCGAAGUCCUUACAUGAUCUCUGUCAAACCCCGGAUUAUAAAUACAACUUUUUAAAAUCUUUAGAUGUCACCGUUAGUAAAACCUUAUGCCAUCCCGAUGCCUUGUACUAUCGUGAUAAUUAUCGCACCAAGAAAGAAGAUCUAUCCAAAAUACUUUAUGACAUGUACAAUGAAAAAUUAUUUAAGAACCAACUAAAUGUGCCUAUAACAUGGAAUAAGAAACUUUCGAAUACUGCAGGCAGAUGUUUGAAUAAAAAGAAGUUGGGCUUAAGAUCCAGUGUUAUAGAACUAAGCGACAAAGUGUUGACAAGUGGCGAUCGUUUGCGUUGUACUCUGAUACAUGAGUUGUGUCAUGCGGCCACCUGGAUAUUUAAUGGUGAAGGUGGUCAUGGCAGUACCUGGAAAGAGUGGGCUCGCCGAGCAAAUGCUACUUUUCCAGAAAUACCCAAAAUUGGUGUUUGCCAUCAAUAUGAUAUAGAGUAUAAAUACACGUACAAAUGUACUUUAUGUGCCGCCAAAUCCCAUGCCCAUUCCAAAUCAAAAAAAGUGGAAAACAUACGUUGCUCCUAUUGUCAUGGUGCUAUUGAGGUUUUCCUCAAUAAAAAGGAUAAGGCUGGCAAUAUUAUUCCCACACCCGUUAAAGAAGCCACUGGCUUUGCCAAAUUUGUCAAGGACAAUUACAAGAAAUUCAAACGUGAUGAUCGUAAACAUGCUGAUGUUAUGAAAUUGUUGAGCAGUGAAUUUGCUUCCCUUAAAGUUGCCAACAAUUAAUAAUGAAUGGACUUUUAUUUUAUAGAUUUAAUGUAUUUUAGUUUUAGUUUUAAUUUUUUUUCUGUUAAUGUGAGUAAUGAGACUUUCUUUUGACGUAUUUUUAAAGCUAGAAGCUGGAUACUUUUAUUUUCAAAUCUGUAGUAUUUAAUGUUCUAUUUUUUAUUUAAUUCAUUUUUUUUUAUUAAUUCUUUAUUUACAUAACUGAGCCCUUAAGGGCCUUAUAUGGUUAAUAAAAGCUACUACCUAUAUAUAAAAACUACAA